AUGAAUACAGACCACUAAAUCAAGCAAUUAAAGGAAGCAGUCAGGUCCAGUGAAAUGAUGAUUAUGGAGCAAUCCAGAAUUAUCAUCUCUUUGAACCUUGAGCAAGAUGGUCUUAACAAGAAAUUGGAGGAGACUAAAAUAGAAUGUAGUCAAAAAAUUGAAGAGAUAAACAAAAUAUGUGCUCAACAGAUUGGUGAAAAAGACAUUUAAAUUAGAGAGUUGUAAGAGAAAACAAAAGAAUUAAUGCUGUUAACUUAGGAAUUAGAGUAAAAGAAUUCUGAUCUAGAAAAGGAGUAUCAAAACUAAAUUAAUGAUUUAGAGAGGUAGCUUAUUGAUGCUAAGCUAUAGUUAGCCCAACAAAGCAGCGAUUUCGAAGAAACAAAGAGAGACAUGAUACAACUUAAAAGAUAAAUAUAAGAGCUUAGCAGUGAGAGCGAUAAAACUUCAAAUUCGCCUAGCCAAAGCUUAAUUAUUAGCGAUGGCAUCGACUUUUCAACUUCUCAAAUAAUUUUGAAUGAAAAGUCAAUGUUAAGAGAUAUAGAUAUUUCAUUCAAGAAUAGUGCAAUAUAAAAAAACAAAGAAUUUCUGAAAAAUCUUAACGCCCCUCCUGAGUUGAAUAAAAAUGACAGCAUUGACUUUUUCAGUCCAGAAUAGUGCAAUUUAAGAGUUUUGAUUAAUCCUGAAUAUGAUUCUUUCCCAGUUAUCGAAAAAAAUGGCUCUAUUGAAAUAGAUUUUAUUCCAUCUCCUAUUAAAAGCCAUCAAACAAGUUUAGAAAUUCCAAUUAUUUAACAAGCAAUCUCUAGCACUCCUUAAAAAUCAAUUUCUUAUGAAAAGUAACAAGAAUUUAUGCUAGGCGUUAGCAAGAUUAAUAAGAUUUUGAUCACAUAGCAUCAACCAUAAGUAAUACUGCUAAAUGAAAAAGAGAAGGAGCAGAUUUUCAAAGCACUCGAAGAGAGUUCAAUUAAUUUAUCUCUACUUAAAACAUAUAAUAGUGACGUGAUUCCAAUUAUUGAUACUCAUUUCCUUUAUUCCUCAAUUAAAUCAGAAAUGGUCUAGCAAAAAAUGAUUAACUUGCUUCGCAAAAAUCCUUGUCCAUAAAGCCUAAGAAAGCGUGUCUGGCCCUAUCUGAUUGGAAACAAGCUUAGAAUUAAUAAAAAACUCUAUAAAAAUUUAGAGAAUCAGAUGAAUGCUCACUAAGUAUGCUAAAAAACAGCAAAUUUAAUAAGAGAAGAUAUGCACAGAACUUAUCCUAAUUUUUCGUUAUUUGACAAGGGCUCAUAAAUUAACGAAACAUUACAAGCAAUUCUAGAACAAUUUAAUCAUUUUAGACCGGAUAUUGGAUAUGUUUAAGGUAUGGCAUAUCCUGCAGCUAUCAUCUUUUUAUAUUUAGGAGACUCUUACCUCACAUUUAAAUAUUUUAGCAAUCUGAUAGCUGGAAGCGAGUUUAUUUCUAAUCUUUAUAAAUUUAAAAUAGAUAAAAUAAAAAUAUAUGUAAAAACAUUCGAGUACUUCUUAAGUCAAAAAUACCCUAACUGUCUAAAGCAUCUUUAAAAAUUACACAUAUAAUCUGAUAUAUUCCUAAUUGAAUGGUUCUAUACUCUCUAUUGCAGGGCUUUCUCUUUCUCAACUAUUGCGAAAAUUUGGGAUCUUAUGUUGGCUCAUGGAGAAGUGAUAUUUUAUAAAGUAGGCAUUUCUAUAUUUGGAUGCAUAGAAAAAGAUUUAAUUGAUAAGGAUUUUGAUGAUUCUUUGUUUUUAAUAAGAAAUUGUACUAACAAAAUAGAUCCUGAUUCAUUAAUAAAAAUGAUUUAUUCUUUAAAACUAACAACUGAGCAUAUCUUUAAAAAAUAUUAAAAGCUUAUAGAAGAAAAUGAUGCUGCAGAAAAAUCUUAAAAGAAGAUAUAAGAGCCAACAUUGCAGAUGAAUUCUUUAUCUAAUUCAUAAAAUUCUACUUAAAUAUCUUCUAGUUAUAAUGGAGUUAGCUUUAUUUCUAAUGUUAGCACAAAUAGUAAUUAAGGAAUGAAAAAUUCUGGCAUAAAAAGUGAAAAUUUAAAUGAUAAUUUCUUGAAAGCUCCUAAGCUUGAAACAAUCGAUGAAUUAAAUUCUUCAACUCAUAGUACUGCUUUGAAAACUUGCUAAUCAAAUGAAGAAAAGCAAGAAGAUUGUAUAACCACUUUCAUCCAAUAUGAAUAAGUAGACUGUGACUCAAACAAAGAGAAUGUUAGCAAUAUUAUUUCAAGUAACAAUUAUAUAUUUGGAGUUGAAAAUAUAAACAUGCAAUUCUCUAAAAGUAGCGAAAAUAGCAUAAACGAAUAAUUGAGCAAAUAGUAAAACUUCCACGAAAUAGUUUAAAAUUGA
This is a messenger RNA of Tetrahymena thermophila SB210, 2355 nucleotides long. RefSeq names its product rab-GTPase-TBC domain protein. The record is from RefSeq and is a predicted model, not a curated record. The transcript has 9 exons. Lineage: Eukaryota; Ciliophora; Oligohymenophorea; Hymenostomatida; Tetrahymenidae.